ACUGCGCAUGUACGGUGGCCCUGAAAUCUUUCCCUAUCGGCGACUGUCUAAAUUGGCACGGCGCAGCGCUGAAACGUGAGGAUAGACUGUCACUGAGACGAGCAGUUUAUUUUUCUCCAAACCAGCCAGUUUAAACCUACUCGGUGGAAGCGAAGCGUUACUGCCUAUCAGCCUGUCGCUGUUCUUUAGGGUUGAGAGACAACGGGUGUCACGUUCGCUGGGUGUCGUCUAUUCUCUAGCAGCGGAGGCUCUCAGCAUCAAUUCUUCCCGUAGCUAGCGGUUUGUGGCUAACGCCUGAAAGGUGACGAACACUAUCCACCGCCAAGAUGUCCGGGUACCAGGGCAAGAAGAACAUCCCCCGCAUCACGAGUGAUCGUCUCCUGAUGAAAGGGGCAAAGAUCGUGAAUGAUGACCAGUCCUUCCUGGCUGAUAUCUACAUGGAGGAUGGAGUCAUCAAACAGAUCGGGGAGAACCUGAUCGUGCCCGGCGGGGUGAAGAUCAUCGAGGCGCACGGCGGCAUGGUGAUCCCCGGGGGUAUCGACGUGCACACGCGCUUCCAGAUGCCCGAUCGGGGCAUGAUCGCCGCCGACGACUUCUACCAGGGCUCCCGCGCCGCCCUGGCUGGAGGCACCACCAUGAUCAUGGACCACGUGGUCCCAGAGCCCGGGACGAGCCUGGUGGCGGCGUUCAACCAGUGGCGUGAGUGGGCAGACGGCAAGUCCUGCUGUGACUACUCUCUACACGUGGACAUCACAGAGUGGCACAAGGGCCUGCAGGAGGAGAUGGAGGCACUGGUCAAGGACCACGGUGUGAACUCCUUCCUCAUCUACCUGGCCUACAAGGACAUUUUCCAGCUCGCGGACGCCCAGAUGUAUGAGGUGUUCAGUGUGAUCAGAGAUUUGGGGGCCAUCGCCCAGGUUCAUGCUGAGAAUGGUGACAUCAUUGCUGAGGAGCAAAAGCGGAUUCUGGAGUUGGGCAUCACUGGACCAGAGGGACAUGUCCUGAGCCGACCAGAAGAGGUGGAGGCCGAGGCUGUUAACCGUGCCAUAACGGUGGCCAAUCAGACCAACUGCCCCCUCUACAUCACCAAGGUGAUGAGCAAGAGUGCUGCUGAUGUCAUCGCCCAGGCCAGGAAGAAAGGCACUGUUGUGUAUGGUGAGCCCAUCUCUGCCAGCCUGGGUACGGAUGGUACCCACUACUGGAGUAAGAACUGGGCUAAAGCUGCCGCCUUCGUCACCUCCCCCCCCCUCAGCCCCGACCCCACCACCCCAGACUACCUGAGCUCACUCCUCUCCUGUGGUGAUCUGCAGGUGACUGGCAGUGCCCACUGCACCUUCAACACAGCCCAGCGCGCCGUGGGCAAAGACGACUUCACCCUCAUCCCAGAGGGCACCAACGGCGCCGAGGAGAGGAUGUCCCUCAUCUGGGACAAGUGUGUGGGGAAGAUGGAUGAGAACCAGUUUGUGUCGGUGACCAGCACCAACGCGGCCAAGAUCUUCAACCUGUACCCCCGCAAGGGACGCAUCGCCGUGGGCUCCGACGCCGACCUGGUGCUGUGGGACCCCGACAUCACCCGGAUCAUCUCCGCCAAGAACCACAACCUGGCGGUGGAGUACAACAUCUUUGAGGGGCUGGAGGUCCGAGGGGGCCCCCUGGUGGUGAUCAGCCAGGGCAAGCUGGUGCUGGAGGAGGGAACUCUGCACACCACCGAGGGAUGCGGACGCUACGUCACCCGCAAACCCUUCCCUGAUAACGUCUACAAGAGGAUAAAGGCCCGCAGCAGGCUGGCUGAGCUGAGGGGUGUUCCUCGUGGUCUCUAUGACGGCCCGGUGUGUGAGGUGACCGUCACCCCAAAGGUCAUGACCCCGGUGACCUCCAAAAAGACGUCUCCGGUCAAACAGACAGCCGGUCCACAGCCGGUCCGCAACCUCCACCAGUCCGGCUUCAGCCUGUCCGGUGCCCAGGUGGACGACAACAUUCCGCGCCGCACCACCCAGCGCAUAGUGGCGCCGCCCGGUGGCCGUGCCAACAUCACCAGCCUGGGCUGAGCAGAGCGGAGCAGCGCCAAGCCACGCCCUCAUAUGGGGGGGGUGAAGAGACACACCCCCCCCCACCCCACUCCGCUCCACUCCACUCUACUCCACUGGAGCCACACCAACACUGGGAUCCCUCCAAGCACAACCACACACACACACACACACACACACACAAACACAAACACACACACACACAUACACACACGACUCCCUGAUGUCCAUAGCCCUUUUCUCUCUCCCCGUCACCUUUCUCUCUCUAUCCCUUUCUCUCUCUCCCUCUCUCUCUAUCCCUCUCUCUCUCUCCGAUUCCUCUCUCUCUCCGAUUCCUCUCUCUCCCUCUGUCUUAUGAACGAGUCCAGUAACUCAUGAGCAGUUAUUUGCCAUUCAUCACGUAGUUUGUUGUGUUUCCCUGUGGAGUGUGUGUGUGUGUUUGUGUGUGUGUGUGUAUGUGUGAUGUCCUGUGUACAUUACCUGGGACUCACAGCUAACCCCUCAAAGUUCACACACCCAGGCACACACACACACACACACACACACACACACACACACACAUGCACGCGUGCCCAUGCACAUUCAGAUAUUUUAUUGUAUUUAACGUCGUCGACGGCGCACAAAUUUGCACGGAGGAGUGUACCACCUCCUUCAGCCAUCCAGCCGCAGCAGAUCUGGGGUGACACACACACACACACACACACACACACACACACACACACACACAGACACACAUAUACACAGCAGAUCUGGGGUGACACACACACACACACACACACACACACACACACACACACACACAGACACACAUAUACACAGCAGAUCUGGGGUGAC
Messenger RNA from Sardina pilchardus (European sardine), 2861 nucleotides. It is a transcript of the gene dpysl2a, whose product is annotated as dihydropyrimidinase like 2a. The record is from RefSeq and is a predicted model, not a curated record. Gene Ontology annotation, cellular component: cytoplasm. The transcript is spliced from 14 exons. Bases 327 to 2048 code for a protein of 573 amino acids. Gene Ontology annotation, molecular function: hydrolase activity, acting on carbon-nitrogen (but not peptide) bonds. NCBI's taxonomy places the organism in Eukaryota, Metazoa, Chordata, Actinopteri, Clupeiformes, Clupeidae.